Molecule: messenger RNA, 1557 nt
Organism: Marasmius oreades (fairy-ring Marasmius)
Lineage: Eukaryota; Fungi; Basidiomycota; Agaricomycetes; Agaricales; Marasmiaceae
Exons: 3
Coding region: 1-1557 (518 amino acids)
Source: RefSeq, a predicted model, not a curated record
AUGCCCAACCCCAACCCCAAACUUGACUCUGUCUUGCACAAGCUCGCGGACAAGCUGGCUCACGUAGUACCUCCAUAUCCCGCCGUCACGGGUGCACCAUCCGCCUCGAGAAGCCGUCAAACUGCUGCGAUUAUCGCCAAUCAUGAUACUACUAUUCGCAAACUAGCUAUCGACUCUCCCGUCGGGUACGAUUCAAUAUUGGAGAAAGAACUGGACAUAGAGGGUGUGCGAAAAAAGGAAGAGGACUCUUUGGGGUCAGAACGCUACUUCUGGGAAGACCUCAGGAUUAUGGGCAGCGGCACUUGCCUGGUUGACAGGUGGAACCGUGAUCCCGGCACCGAAAAGUGGGUCCAUGAUGUACUUUAUAAUUUCACGAAAACCAUUUUAGGUAUCAUCAAAGUGCAAAUACUCACAGAGUGGGGGUUGGACAACGAAACCCAAGAAGCAAAGGAGGCGAUACGCCUCCUGGAGAGGUUUCAGAUUAACAGCGAAGCAGCUGAGGGGGGGAACAGGUCAGACGUGGGGAUCAUGCUCCAACCGGAGGGGGGUGAAGAUAAGCUCAGGCGGGCUGCUGCCAUUGAUGCGAAAAGCACCAGCAUAACCAAUUAUCGCUAUUCCCAAACUCCAGGCCCAGGUAACACAAAGGACGGAUACCUCCAGGGGCUCCUAGAUUCGAACGCACAUUUAUCCUCUCAAUUUGACCCGACUAGUCGAAACAGUUGGAAGAACAAUGUGCUUUAUUUGUUAGCACAGAUGAUGAGUCAGGCUGAUAGCUCUGAAACUAAGCUCUGCUUGUUUAGUUCUAUUUGUGGAUUCACUCGCAUCGGAUACGUAACGUCGAACAACACGCUACUGCUGUCCGAAAACCUCUCGCAACCGGAUUCCCAAGAAUCACGCAACAAAACCCGCACAUACGUGCCCUUCAUCUACCUCCUGCAUCAGUUCAUGAUCACUGUGAUGAUAAAAAUAGCUCCCGCCAUCCUUCCUUCUGAAUCGCGACUAUCGAAUUUCUCCAUUAUCCCACAGAACGUCAGAACAUCUCCCUCAAUGCCACCUCACACAGAUCCUUUAUUAUGGGGAGCUGAGUUAAUUUCACCCUUCUUACAGUGGGCGAACAUGAAUAUAUCUGCAUACUUGAUCCGGACAGCACCAGGAAUCCUUAGGUUCAUCUCUGGCUUCACCGCAACUGAAGUUAGCGGUGAAUUUAGAAAUUUCAGCCCCAGUGUCUUUCGGCUCCCACAACUUCGACUUCAAUUUCCGCAUCCAGUAAUAAGGGAGUUUACGGCGAUCAGUAUCAACUACGAAACCCGACUCGUACUGAAGGAGUUUCGCGAUGAGGAAAUGUUCACACGUGAACUUUCCGCGUACAAUGUCUUCAAUCGAUCGAAAUUUCCCUAUGUUCCAAAGUUGUACGGGGCCUUCUAUAACCCUUGGAGACAGACGAGGUGCAUUUUGAUAGAGUAUAUAGGGGCUACGUUGGGUUUCGGAGAGGAAGGGUCACUCAACGACCAGGAAUGGCAAGUUCUCAAUCCACUUGUGUUCCUCAAUGGCUCCUGA